Castor canadensis (American beaver) is the source of this 2998-nucleotide messenger RNA. RefSeq names its product solute carrier family 25 member 34 (gene Slc25a34). The record is from RefSeq and is a predicted model, not a curated record. NCBI's taxonomy places the organism in Eukaryota, Metazoa, Chordata, Mammalia, Rodentia, Castoridae.
GGCAAAGCAGAGCAGAGCAGGUAGAUUUCCAAGAUAGACCAGGAGCCACCCAGAGAUGAGCCUGGGCUUCCUCGAUCCCCAGCCCUGUGGCCCCGUGGGGAUGAAGAAAGCCUAAACACCGACACCCUACGCUUGUGCCAUGGCCCUACCCCAGACACCACCAGCCCCAGGCACGGAGGUGGAGGAAACAGUGCCUCCAGCUGCGGAUUUGGUGUUGGGAGCCUCAGCCUGCUGCCUGGCUUGUGUGUUCACCAACCCUCUGGAGGUGGUGAAGACGAGGCUGCAGCUGCAGGGGGAGUUGCAGGCCCAGGGUACCUACCCAAGACCCUACCGUGGCUUUGUGGCUUCUGUGGCUGCUGUGGCCCGUGCAGAUGGUCUGUGGGGCCUGCAGAAGGGACUCGCUGCCGGCCUUCUCUACCAAGGUCUCAUGAACGGUGUCCGCUUCUACUGCUACAGCCUGGCAUGCCAAGUUGGCCUCACCCAGAAGCCAGGUGGCACCGUGAUUGCAGGUGCUGUGGCUGGGGCACUGGGAGCCUUUGUGGGGAGCCCUGCUUACCUGGUCAAGACACAGCUGCAGGCCCAGACAGUGGCUGCAGUGGCCGUGGGGCACCAGCACCAGCACCAGAGCGUCCUGGGGGCCUUGGAGACCAUCUGGCGGCAGCAGGGCCUGCUGGGGCUGUGGCAGGGUGUGGGUGGAGCUGUGCCCCGAGUCAUGGUGGGCUCAGCCGCCCAGCUGGCCACCUUUGCCUCCGCCAAGACCUGGGUGCAGAAGCAGCAAUGGUUCCCAGAGGACAGCUGGCUGGUGGCCCUAGCUGGGGGCAUGAUCAGCAGUGUGGCUGUGGUGGCUGUCAUGACCCCCUUCGACGUGGUCAGCACACGGCUAUACAAUCAGCCAGUGGACGGAGCUGGCAGGGGCCGGCUGUACCGGGGCCUCGCUGAUUGCCUGGUGAAGAUCUGUCAGCAGGAGGGCCCCUUGGCGCUCUACAAAGGUCUGGGCCCUGCUUACCUGCGCCUGGGCCCCCACACCAUCCUCAGCAUGCUCUUUUGGGAUGAGCUCCGGAAACUGGCCAGGCAGGCCCAGCACCAGGGCACUCAGGCCUUGUCCAGCACCACACACACACCCUGACAUAGUCUGGCACUUGGUCAGAAGACAUGGCCACUUAGAGCAGACUCAGGCCCAGGCCCCUCCACAGCUCUGGAAGAGUGUAGACCACUCCAGUCAACCCAGCCCACUAGGGCCAGAGAAACCACUUUGAGCUGCCACCCCUCUGUCUUCUUCCUUCUCUGCCCUGUGUCACUGUCACCCAGAGCCUUGCUCACUGUCAGGGUCAUAGCCGAGUGGCUCACCUGCCUCAGCUGGCUUGGUCCUCCAACAGUAUGAUGGGCAAAAAUCUUUCAUCGCAAGGAAGCUGAGUGGUGACUCGGGUCUGGUCAAAGUCACACAGUGGCUUGGAAGUGUGGCUCAAGUGGUCGAAUGCUUGUCUAUAAAGUGUGAGUGAGGCCCUGAGUUCAAACCCCAGUGUCACAAAAAAAAAAAAAAAAAAAACCACACACACACACACACCCCUUUCAGUUAGCAGAGCCAGGGCUGGAGCUCAGCUAUAGCUACCCCGGACCGGUGCUCUUGACAAGAGUGCAACUAGCAGGAGCAUGGGACUGGGUGUCCCUUACGGGUCAUUGUACACAGGAGGAGACCUAGGGCUGUGCCAGGAGGUGGUGGGGUCGCCAUGUUUUGUUUGCUAUAGCUGCCCUGACAGAAACUGCAAAUCUGAGAUCAAGAUGUUAGCAGGGCCAAUGAGUUUAAUUUAAUUUAUUUUUUUUGUGGUGGAACCAGGGCCUCUGGCAUGCUAGGCAUGAACUCUACCAGUGACCCACACUCCCAGCCCAGGGCUGACUUCUGAGUCCUCACUCCCUGGCUUGUAUGCAGAUGGCUGCUUUCUUCCUGUGUCCUCACUUGGUCAUCCCUCUGUGUAUGUCACUAACCUAAUCUCCUCUUAUAAGGACACCAGCCAUGUUGCAUGAGGACCCACCCCAGGGACCUCAUCUUACUUACCUUCCACAGGUCAUUCCCCCAUAUCCAUAUAUAGUCACACCCUGAUGUACUGGAAGCAGGACUUCAAAUGGAUUUGGGGGGACACAAUUCAGCUUAGACGUCAUAUAAGGGCUUUUAUCAAGGGCCUCCCAUUUGCACACAUCCUGGUGAUUCUGACAGGCAGCUCAGUGAUACCUGUUGCUCAGACGAAGAGACAGAGGCCCAGGAUAGGGCAGCCUGACCCAGUGAGUAGGGCAGAUGGGCCGAGUUUGGUAGGGCAACGGCAGAUCCUCGGCUCUUUCUCCACAAUGCAGCCACACUCCACCACGUCUGGACACCAAUUCCCUGGCAGGGCAAGGCCAGCCGGGGCCAGGCAGCCCUCGCCACAACACCUUCCCAGCUAUACCCCAAGGGUGAAGAGCUGCUCCUUGGAAACAGCUCCUGGGCACACUCCAAAUCAAUAAAGUUUUCCAUUUUGUUUAUUUCCGUGACUCCCUCUACCUCAGCUGCCCCACCCCAGCAACCACACCUGGGGCUUGGCUCUUUCUGGGAAGGAAGGUGGGAGGGAGAAUGGCAAAGGUUUCCAGUCACCAGCUCCUCCCACCUGGCCAAGUGAGGCCUGCCACCUAGUGGGCACAGGAGGAGGCCACAGCCCCAAGGCAGGUGAUCAACCUUCAGGCUGCAGGAGAUUCCAGACCCGCCACUGCCUAAAAGGGCUGAGGCUUGGGAAAGCUGCACUGUCAGACAUUGCAGAGCAGCGGGGCAGAGCCUGACCCCAGGCAGGGGGAGACCCCAGACCUCAGGCUGAGAGGACGGAGCCUGACCUCAGGCUGUGGGGAGCCCCUCUACCUUGGGAUCUCAGGAGGAGAGUACAGACCUGCUCGUCAGGCUGAGAGAGGGGAGGAACCUGACUUGAGGCAAGACAGGUGGACAGAUGGAGCUGGGCUUCAGAAAGUCAUUGUGUGG